GUGCAGAGCGGAGCCGGGGCUGGGGGAGGAGAGACCGAGAGAUGGGCCCGGGCACCUUCCUGCGCUCAGCCCAGCGUGUGCACCGGCGGGUUUUCUAUUGUGAGCUCCUGGGGAUGUGACCACGGUCGGACCUGGAGGAAAGGACAACACUGGAGAGGAAUCAAGUAAGCAGGAAGUUAGACCAGCUGUAAACCCUGCAGGGGGGCACGGGAGUCCCAGCAAAGCCGCCCAGAGCCCCUCUAGCAGAGUUCAAAGCCUUGACGAUGGAGCUCAGUAGUGUAACCCUCAUUGUACAAGUGGGGAAACUAAGGCACGGAGCGGGAUGGUCGCCCAGGAGGCCAGAGCUGAGAAUAGAAGCCAGGAGCCCUGAGUCCUGGUGCUCUAUCCGCUAGGCCGUGCUGCCUCUCACCAGAAAUGAGGCAGCAGGAGCAACUCACGGCUGGAUUCUCUGUCCUCACAGGGAGCAGAGAAGAAGGAGGGGGAUCCCCGAAGCUGCCUGGGAGGAGCCAAAGGGAACAGUCCUAGUAGCGAAGCCAGGUUGCAGGCAGGCUCGUGGGAGGAUUGGCUACGCACGUAACCCCAGGCUGCUGGAGCCCCCUGCUGGCCACACUCAUGGGUGAGAAGGCCAACACGUGCCCGUACUGUGGGAAGGGCUUCCGGCGUAGCUCCCACCUGACCCGGCACCUGGGAACCCACUCAGGCAGAGAGCAGCGCCCCUAUGCCUGUAGCCACCGUGGCAAGGGCCCAGCCUUGACUCCGCCGCCGGCGGGCGAGCGCCCCUACUCCUGCACCCACUGCGGGAAAGCCUUUGGGCGCAGCGCCCACCUGGCUCGGCACCAGGAGACCCACUCUGGCGAACGCCCCUACAAGUGCACCUACUGCGGGAAAGCCUUCGGGCGCAACGCCCACCUGACCCGGCACCACGGCACCCACACCGGCGAGCGCCCCUACCAGUGUGGUAUCUGUGGCAGGGCCUUCACCCGCGACGCCCACCUGACCCGGCACCAGCUCGUCCACACCGGCGAGAAGCCCUUCCAGUGCGGCGUCUGCGGCAAAGCCUUCACCCGCAGCGCCCACCUGGCCCGGCACCAGGGCACCCACACGGGCGAGAAGCCUUUUGAGUGCGGGGUCUGCGGCAAAACCUUCACCCGUGACGCCCACCUGGCCCGACACCGGGCCACUCACACCGGCGAGCGCCCUUACAAGUGUGCCAACUGCGGGAAGGGCUUCGGAGCCACCUCCCACCUCCUCCGCCACCAGAGGACCCACCAGGAGUAGCUGCCCUGGCGUGGAAUGCGGGAACCAAGGGGCAGUGGUCCUCACACCCCAGCGCUCGCUUCCAUCAUGGGAGGAGAGGGCAUGGGAAUCAGGGAGCACCAGUUCCCGCGUUGCCACCCACUGGGGUGUCCCUCCUGCAUGGGGAACUGAGGAGGUGCCAGCUGUCAUGCCCACUCCUGCUGGGGCACUCCUCAUCCAUGGGGGUUGUGCGGCUCAAGGGAGUGCCAGCUCCUAGGCCACUUCUGCCCAGAGUGCGCCUUCCUCGGGGGAGGGCAUGGGAAUCAAGGGGGCACCAGUUCUCGCGCGGCCACCCUCAGGGGUGCUCCUGCCCUGGAGGGAGAGCUGGUCCCCCGCUGACAUACACUGACAUGCUCCUAACCCCCUGGGCUGGGCGUGGGAAUCGAGAGGGGCGGCGUUCCCCGUGCCCACAUCCAUGCGUCUGCAAUGACCGGACAGGAGGAUCUGGCCCAGAGUUGGACUCCUGGCAUCCUUGGGGCACGGAAGAUAAUGUGGGCCGCCUGGGGAGCGCACGGAGUCACCGGCCCUGCGACCAGUCUGCCCCGUGAAGAGACGACGAUCCAGCCGUAUCUAAAACCUCGUCCGGACAGAGAUUGACUGGAACAGCAGCCCCAGGUGGGCGCGCUGUCCCAAGGGAAAAGGAACUCUAUCCCAGGACAAUCACUCUGCCCCCAAAGGGACGCCCCUGCCCAGCCCCAGUGGCAGGCCCAGAUGCCUUCUCCUCUGCCAGGCUGGUCACAGGCGCUAGCCCCCUCAGCCCUUACCAGGCUUGGCCUCAUCCCUUCUCAGCAGGACGGGCUCGUCCUAGGGCGCUGGCCCUCAAGGGAGCAGGCCAGCCUGAUCCAGGGAGUCCAGAAUAGCUCUGUUAGACAGCACUAGCCAGUGUGGAGUAGUUAGCCUGGAACAGCCAGGCCGGGCCGCUUCCUUCAUUGUAGACAUGGUGUGAGAGCGCACAGUGUACCAAGACAAGGGCUGG
Molecule: messenger RNA, 2272 nt
Organism: Gopherus flavomarginatus (Mexican gopher tortoise)
Lineage: Eukaryota; Metazoa; Chordata; Testudines; Testudinidae
Product: zinc finger protein 391-like
Exons: 3
Coding region: 613-1278 (221 amino acids)
Biological process (GO): regulation of transcription by RNA polymerase II
Molecular function (GO): DNA-binding transcription factor activity; RNA polymerase II cis-regulatory region sequence-specific DNA binding
Source: RefSeq, a predicted model, not a curated record